Molecule: messenger RNA, 3868 nt
Organism: Syngnathoides biaculeatus (alligator pipefish)
Lineage: Eukaryota; Metazoa; Chordata; Actinopteri; Syngnathiformes; Syngnathidae
Product: potassium voltage-gated channel subfamily D member 3-like
Exons: 10
Coding region: 889-2832 (647 amino acids)
Biological process (GO): protein homooligomerization; potassium ion export across plasma membrane
Cellular component (GO): membrane; voltage-gated potassium channel complex; neuronal cell body
Molecular function (GO): A-type (transient outward) potassium channel activity; protein binding
Source: RefSeq, a predicted model, not a curated record
UUGAGUUCCAACACGGAACAUAUUGGACAAGUGACUACGACCUCUCAAGCGCAUGUAGCCCAACUCUAGUCCUGAACCCGUUUUCCGCCCGUGUGUCAAAGGGAAGGGUCUCCCACCUGCCACGAGGCGCAGCAACAAAUAAACGUGGCCCGCAACCGCUGGAUGAGAAAAUCCUGGAAAUCACAUCGUUUUGGUUUCUCUGCCCCAUUCAAAGUGGUCACAGUGACAAUUUAGCAUGCGUGUGUGAAAACGCUUUGUGGUCUCUUUGUGGCGCGGCCGCGCUGUAAUCUCACAGCUGUGUUGCUUCUGCAGACCUGCGGCGGCCGGCCCGAAGGUCCCGCCGCGCUCCCAAGCCCGUCAAACGUGUGCGGGCUGACAUUUUUCACCGCCUCCCACCCCCCCCCCACGAAAGAGCAUCAAAGCCGCCCGCGUCUUCUCUUCUCUCUAACCACAGACUGAACUUGACAGCUCGAACACAGAUGACUUGGCGAGAGAAGCGGGGUCCACCCUGGCCCUGGCUUGGCCUGGUCGCCAGUCAAUCAGCAGUUCUCAUCCAUCAAUCCAGUUUCUUGACAACUUGUCCUCAUUACAGUUACAAAUCGGUGGUCUCCCUCUCUCCCUCUCUCUCUCUCUCUCUCUCUCUUUCUCUCUCUCCAUCCAUCCAUCCAUCCAUCCAUCCAGCAGCCUGCAUGCGCUCAGCUCCCCGGCGCAGGAGGCUGUCGAUCCGCCGGCAGAGGCGAAGGUGCUGUCCGCCGUUUCUUCCCGCCGGACGGGCUGCCGUCUCUGCUCUUCAUUCCCGGCUCGGAUUUGACUCCCGUCCACUUUUAGAUGAUGUCAGCAGAUUUCGAGGAAGCCUGAAGGCGACGAGCACGUUUUCCAAGAGUUGCCAUGGCUACGGGAGUCGCCGCGUGGCUCCCCUUCGCCCGGGCGGCCGCCAUCGGGUGGAUGCCCGUCGCCAGCUGCCCCAUGCCGGUGGCGCCGCGAGACCACCGUCGCCGGCAGGACGAGCUGAUCGUCCUCAACGUCAGCGGCCGCCGGUUCCAAACCUGGAGGACCACCCUGGACCGGUACCCGGACACCCUGCUCGGCAGCUCGGAGAAGGACUUCUUCUACAACGAGGAAACCAAGGAGUACUUCUUCGACCGGGACCCCGACGCCUUCCGUAGCGUCCUCAACUUCUACCGGACCGGGAAGCUGCACUACCCGCGGCACGAGUGCAUCUCGGCCUACGACGAGGAGCUGACCUUCUUCGGCAUCAUCCCGGAGAUCAUCGGCGACUGCUGCUACGAAGAGUACAAAGAUCGGAAGCGGGAGAACCUGGAGCGGCUUCAGGAUGACCAAGAGGAGAACAAGGACGUCAAGCUGCCCCACAUGAACUUCAGAGAGACCAUGUGGCGGGCUUUCGAGAACCCUCACACCUCCACCAUGGCGCUGGUGUUCUACUACGUGACUGGCUUCUUCAUCGCCAUCUCCGUCAUCACCAACGUGGUGGAGACGGUACCGUGCGGCUCCACCGCCACCCAGAAAGACAUGCCGUGUGGCGAGCGCUACACGGUGGCGUUCUUCUGCAUGGACACGGCCUGCGUCAUGAUCUUCACGGUGGAGUACCUUCUACGUUUGUUCGCCGCGCCCAGCCGCUACCGCUUCAUGCGUUCGGUGAUGAGCAUCAUCGACGUGGUCGCCAUCCUGCCAUACUACAUCGGUCUGGUGAUGACCGACAACGAGGACGUGAGCGGCGCGUUCGUCACCCUGCGGGUCUUCCGGGUCUUUCGCAUUUUCAAGUUCUCGCGCCACUCGCAGGGCCUGCGUAUACUCGGGUACACGCUCAAGAGCUGCGCCUCAGAGCUGGGCUUUCUGCUCUUUUCGCUCACCAUGGCCAUCAUCAUCUUCGCCACGGUCAUGUUCUACGCUGAAAAGGGCUCCAGUUCUAGCAAGUUCACCAGCAUCCCGGCUUCCUUCUGGUACACCAUCGUCACCAUGACGACGCUGGGGUACGGAGACAUGGUGCCAAAGACCAUUGCCGGAAAGAUCUUCGGGUCCAUCUGCUCGCUGAGCGGCGUGCUGGUGAUCGCCCUGCCCGUGCCCGUCAUCGUGUCCAACUUCAGCCGCAUCUACCACCAGAACCAGAGGGCAGACAAACGCCGUGCCCAGAAGAAAGCCAGACUGGCCCGCAUCCGUUUAGCCAAAUCCGGCAGCGCCAACGCCUUCCUGCUCAGCAAACGCAACGGACUCCUCAACGAGCUGCUGGAGCUGACGGGUCCGAACGCCAGCGAGCAGAAAGCGUCCAAGUCGUCGUGUCUUUUAGAGAGCCAACACCACCAUCUGCUGCACUGUCUGGAGAAAACCACUGCUCACGAAUUCGUCGACGAGCAGCUGUACGAACAGAACUAUCUGGAAGCGGCCCUGCAGAGCUUCCCCUCCCGCAGGGCGUCGGUCAGCAGCCGCGACGGCGCGACGCCCACCUGCUGCGGCCGCGGGGCCAAGAGGGACGCGACCUUGCUCGAGGCCCCCCCGCAACCCGGACCCAAGCAACAGGGCCCCCUGCAGGAGCUCAGCGCCAUCCACAUCCAGUGUGUCGAUCGGCCGUCGCACUCCGCCAGUCGUUCCAAACUCAACCUGAAGUCGGACGACGUCGGGAGGCUCAACUGCAAGGGCGGCCGGAUCACGGCGGCCAUCGUCAGCCUCCCGUCGCCCCCCGCCCUGACGGCGCCCGACGGCGCCGACCUCCACGGGCCCCCCGCCCGCAGGCCGCCGCCCCCGCCCCUUUCCCCGGGUCCCAGCAUCCGGACCACCGCCAGCUCGGCCAACGUCGUCAAAGUGUCGGCCCUGUGACGCUUUUCGCCGCCGUGACCUUUGUAAAUACGCGACGGACGCGGGUGGACACGAGCGACCGCUUGGAGAGACGCCGCGCUGCAACUGUCAGACCGGUCCAGUCGGGGGCGCUGUUCCGCUUCAACAACAAAGUCUACUUAAAUAGCUCAAAGAAUGUUUUGUCGUCUCAAAAGUGUUGUUUGUGAUGACUUGAAUUUGUUGUGUGUUGUCAACGAGAAGAAAAAAAAACACAUUUUCUACAACGUGUCGAGUCAAAAACACAAUUUUACACUCAUUUUGUUUUCUAAAAUUGCAUCGGCAACCGGUCUGGGUUGGACCCCACUUCUCUCAAAAUAUGCUCUGUCUAAUAAGGACAAGAGUCACUGAUGGCGUAGUGGUCCACAAGCCUGCCGUGGGAUCGAUUCCCGCUCAGCGAUGGCGUCGAUAUCUGCCCUGCGACUGACUGGCGACCGGUUCGGGGCGUCGUCCGCCAUUUGCCCGGAGCUAGCUGGCAUUGGCUAUGGCUUUCCCGCUACCCUUGUGAGGAUAAGCGGCUUGAGGACAAGUGGUAUAGAAAAAGGACGACCGGACGGACCUUGCGUGGACUGGUACCCCGCUUCUCUCGCCAAAAGUAUUCAGUUAUGCGGGUCAAAACCUUGAGCCAAAAAAGUGCGUUUUAGUCACAGCGGGUCGUCACGUUUAUUUGUUUUAUGAACAUUCAUUCAUUUGCGUUUUUCCUCACGAGCGCACGUGUGGAACGAGAACAAAAGUGAACAAAAGGGUUUUGCGCUACUUCCAGCGAGAGCAACGCGAGCACUCACAACGCGCGCGAUUUCACUCGAUUUUAUGGAAAGCGUGUUUACGUGACAGUGGCUAGCUGUAAUAUCGUCUCGCAAAGGGAGCAAAAUAAUAAUAAUAAUAAAGGAAAAAAGGCGUGUAUGAUUUGUCCAAAAUGAUUUUAAGGUUAAAAAAAAAAAAGUGCAUUUAUUUGGGGAUUAUCUCCUCUUUUUGUGUUCCAUAUGUUCAACAUAUUUUUUUCAACAUCUGCUCAUUUCAG